AUGUCACGAAAAGAGCCAGUAAAACCAGUAAACGAUCUAAUUCGAUUUUGGAAUCAAACAGCAAAUGGAUCAAAUGACGGACCAAAGAGUCCGCCAUUGCGGCAGCAAACAAUGCCGAAUGAACAUCCGACUGGUGUAAGGCAGGGACCGCUUGGAAGACGAUCUACGACACCAUUACAAACCGAAACGAAUGACAGUCAAACAGCAGAAAAUGCUAGCUCAAGUAAAAAGACAUUCAGUGGUAUGACAACUAGCGCGUCAUUGACCAAUUCCUCUGAUUCAGACAACAGACCGGAAAUGGAACCACCUGGAACGAGCUUUGGAAUAAUUAAUAUACAAACACUAUCAACAAAAACUGACAAAGGACGAAUGAAUUGGAGUUCGCUCCCCCAACCGACAUCAUCAGAUCCACUGUCAUCUCCUUUAGCAGACACUUCACCAGCAAUAGCAGCACUCGAGAAGAUACGAGAUUCUACCUCACCUGCGACCACAGGCCAACAGGAUUCUUCAACCCCUUUAGCUUCUGCUCCUUUACACUCAACACCACCAGCAAAGGAAAAGACUGAUUUGUUCACACGGAGACAAUCAGUUGGACAAUCUAAUGUCCGUGGACCACGACCACAAACAAAUCGAUUCAGUAAGUUGAUUACGAAAUUUAAGAGUGCGACUGAUUCGAGUGUUACAUCGCCCAAAUCACCAGAUUGGACCUCACCGAUUGGAGAACAGAGAACGCAUGAGCUUGUAUCGCCAACUAGUCCCAUCUCGAUUGGAUCGUUUGAAGAGACGGUGACUAGGGCGUUUUCUAGUGAUGGAGCCUUUUCUCCUCCGCUCUCUCCUCCUGGUGUUCGUGGUUAUACUGACGAAAGAAGGAAAACGUCGAAAUAUAUUUUCGACAAAGAGCUGCCGCCCCCACCUCCACACGCUCAGAUCGACUCGAACCGAUUUCGGUCAUCAACAUCAACCGGGAAUCGUGGUGUCACUUUCUUUGGUGAAGCAUUGCAGCCUACAUCCUUUACCUCACCUUUUGCAGAUGCACAUGAUUCUGAAUUGGAUUCUAAUCCCUUGCGAUUUAAACACAACUCGGAUUUUGUCACCAGAGAUUCUAAUCAAAGGGGGAAGGCAGAUGUGUAUUAUUCUUCGAUACGUCCUCCCUCCCAGACACUACGGUCUCCGGAGAAAGCAAAGUCAAACCCAUUCAGGCUCUCGUUCUACAAGGAUAAUGACGUGUUUGGUUCAAAUGAUGAUGACGAUGUUGCAAGUUCACGAAGAGUGAGUGCUGACCCGUUUAAUAAUUAUGCGAAAAUAGAUGAUAGUGAAUUUUAUAAAGUAAUUGUCGGGCCAAAGGGAACUGAUUCAGCUAGGACGUCUGCACAAGUGACAAAUUCUCUAAUGCUUGAGAUGAAUGAUCUUAAUUUUGGGACUAGGGAUUUUGAAAAAAGUCUUGCAAGUACUAGUCAGUUCAAUAAAACGAAUGAAGAAGACAUAGCGGUGGAUAAUACUAAAACAGGAGCAACUCGUAAUAAAUCAGCAAAACAUAGAUCUAUGUCUGGUUUACCGAAGUCAAACAAUCGCAAGAAAGAGAAUAGGUAUACUUUCUUUCCCUUCCGUAAUACUGACUCUGAUGAGAGGGAAAACUCAAAGAAUGGCAACGAUAAGAAUGGUUGGUUUAAUCUUCGAAUUCCAAGUCGUGCAGCAUUGUCGCCCUCUAAUGCGCUAAAGAGCGAUAGACAUUUAGCACGAUCGGCAUUAUUUAGUAAUCACGAUCACGAUCUGCCUGAAUAUAUUGACACCAAAUCUAAAUUUUCGCUACUCGUUCCGCAUAGUCUGUCAUCUACAGAAUAUAGGAAGGCUAACCAUUCUUUGCCUGACUUUACUGCCAGACAUAAGCAGCGAGUAUUUACUGAAGCUUAUAAAAAAUACAAUCAGUCAGUUCCUCAUCUUGCCCGAAUUGACGUGUCCGGGAUAUAUGAAUCUAGUAGAGCUGACGCCAACUCAAUUACCGGUGAAGAUGUUGAUAUGGAGAAGAUCACGACAUUCAGUAUUAAUCCGUAUGGCGAAUCUGAAAAUGAGCUAUUUAAACCUGGAGCGCCAUGGAUACAUCUGCCUCGUUUAGAUGGAUUUAUAAAGGCACUUCCAAAGACAGAAUUCUCUGACCCGAAAGAAAUAAUGACUGAUGAGGAAUAUCAUUACUUUUCAAACCAACCAAAAUUACACUGCAGUGAUAUGUUCCCGCCGAUGAAUCUGUUACCCGAUGGGGUGGCCCUAGAAGAUCUUAAGCAAAACAUUACAAAAGCCAGCAAAGUUGGUGCGCAGGCAAGACAAAAUGACAUUGUUGAAAUGGCGGUCGAUGGUAUUCUUGCUGCUGAGGGUUCGGCGUAUGGCAUUAGAUUUAUGCAAGUAGAGAUAAUAAGAGAUCUCUUCCAGUUCCUUGCGUUGGCCUUGGUUUCUAUUGGAGGGAGUUUUGGAAAUUGGCUAUAUACUAUUCUAUUCACGAUACCUAAUUUACUGAGCUUGAACUUGGUAGAUGUAUUUGGGAAUGGCUUUGCAUUCCUGCUGAUGCUCUUUGGCAUUUGUCUUUUUGCACUGUAUUAUUUCCGGCAAAUGACCAAGUGGGAUCCAAAUACUACUAUUGAGGGAUAUGAAUCAAGGGUAUGGAGUCUUCGUCCAGAAUCGAGCCGUCGCGCUAGCAUUGCAAUGGUGUUUGUUAUCACAACUCUCUAUCUUCCGCUCUCAAAACUAUCUUUCGAUGCACUCUUUUGGUCAGCGACGUUUUGGCCUAUUGGAAAUCCUCCUGACCUUGCUCCUCUUGGCCCCUCCGAUAUCUAUCGCGAUCCGUGGGACUUUUGUUACGUUACUAGCAUGAAAAAACGAGAUUUGAACUUUGCUUAUGUUAUCAUUCCAGUAGCACUCGCGAAUUUGCUAGUUUUGACUUUCUGGUUUCCGAUUGCACUAAAGAGGCUUGUUGACAAAAAUCUGCCCAAGGUCGAUAACUUUAAUGAACUCGGAGAAGCUAGACACGACAAAGAAGAGGAAUAUAAGAAGAUGUUGAAACAUGACAAUUGUCCAUACAAUUUCUUAUACAACGGAUAUAGUCGCAAAUGGGGUGCUUAUAAGACCUUCAUAAUGGCACACAAAUUGAUUAAUAUUCUAAUAAUAGUAUUGAUAUCAAAAGACAAUUGCGUUUUUCGCUCUUACUCUGGAACGACGCUUGCAACGAUACGACAGCUUUUACAGAUUGUGCUAAUGGUUCUUCUGCUGGUAAACCAUUGGCGUCAUCAGCCUUUCCUUUAUGAAAGCCAGAACAUUGGUGAAUACUGGUCACGAGCAGGUUAUGUGGUCAUAAGUGUCUUGGGUCUAUUUUUUGUAUUGUCGAUAGGAUCAGCUCAAGUAUCAGGAAUAUUAAUUACGGUGGUCACUUGUGUCGUUACCGUAGUUGUAAUAUUUUAUGUGUUGCAAGAGAAUACCAAGUUCCGUCAUAUCGUAAAAAUAAUGAAGAAAAGAUUAGACUUCUCUAUCAACAUAUAUUCUCCAAAAUUAGAUUUUGAUAAACACAUAAAGAGGAGAAUCUGGCAAGAAACUUGGACAACAUUAUUCCUAACCAGUGAGCAGUUUAAGAUGGAUGAAACUGCAGUAGUUGCAUUUUCGACCAGUCACUACCGUCCGCCAUAUUUGUUAAAUUUCAACGACACGGUAGCUGAGAGGCACAUUGAAAAUCUCAAAAUUAUCCGCCAUAUCGGUAUUCGUCAAUACACUGCCUCGACUGCUCCUCUACCUGGAUCAUUAGCAAAGCUGAGACUACGUAUUGUUGAUGAUUUUGUUGGACCUGAUAUGUACUACUCUCCGGAAAUAAUGAAUCCUGCCUUGAAGACGUAUUUUGGAAAGGCUUAUGUUAUUCCAUUUCCAUUCUCAGUUGUCUUGGUAUAUGACGAAGAUGAAAGUAUUGCCACGUUGACAAGGGAAUGGGAGAUUGAAAGAUACGUUAAGCAAAAUUCAGAUCCAGAGAUUAUAAGGAGGAGGAGGAUUAGAUAUAUGAUACGCGCAUUGGAAGGGAAGCUAGUUCUGGGACCCUGUCCAAAUGACAAAAAGGAAUUUGAGAAGAGCUUGGAAAGUAAUGAAACUCGAGCGAUUUCAAGUUCCCAGCCGGUUCACUAUCAUAGCGGCGUUCUUCAGAUCCGCCGCUGUCGUCGCUCCCGUUGGCAAAAUUAUAACAUGAAUCCUGGCUUCAUAGUCACUAUAUCGUAUAAUGAUGCCGAAUGGCGAGAUUCCGAAGGUAUUCCCCAGACACCACAUGAGUGCACAGUCGGACAUGAAGUCAUUGGAAUCACAGAUGAUUUCCAAUUGACCGCUCAGUUAGAAAAGUUUUUCGCGGAUAAUCUUAAAAUUCUCGAAAAAGGGCUUACACAAAUCGAAGAUUUAAUGUUGAAAUAUCGAGGAUAUUACCGUGAUGAAGGGCGGAGGAAAGAAGAAACAUUGACAUAUGCAUUUUUUGUUAAUGUGUAUGACAAUCCAAAUAUACCACUAGAGUCAAUGCCCGCAUUAUUGAUGACUACGGAGAAUAAUGAGAAGGUUCAGUCUAUACCUGAGAGCGAAUUUCCCACAUUAAUAUAUUUAUAUGAAAAAAUGCGGAUAGUUAAUCUCUCUCGAGUACAUCAGUGGUGGUUUCUAUUCUGGGACGACUUAUGGCGUAAGAAUUCAAACGAGAUUGUUCAGCUACUUCGAAGGCCUCAGGACUUUUCACCUGCGUACCGAACAAGUAUAUGCUAUCGCCCGAUGACUCGCCUGCAAUUGGAAGAAUUUCUCGAGCGACGAGGAUGCUGGCAAAAUGGAGGCAAAAGUGGAUUUCUGCACUCGGGCGUACUGAAUAGAGUAUAUUUGUACUUGAACAAUGUGGUAUUCAAUUGUAAAAACAAGUCUCUGAGUGAGUCAGGAGAUCUAUCCGCGUACCAAAAGGGAGGAAAUGUUGUCCUUGGACGGGUGAAAUGGACAUGGAAGGAGAGAAUGAUGAUGGUGAAAGAUGUAGUGCUAUGGAGGAAAGUGAAUCAUAGAAGUAAGCCGUUCUUUAUCUUACAGGAGAGUGAAUAUAUGGAGAGUGAUGACGAACUGAGUGACAAUAGUGAUGGAUUGAAUUCUGCUAGUGAUGAGGAUAAUUGGUUGUAG
Paraglomus brasilianum is the source of this 5157-nucleotide messenger RNA. Lineage: Eukaryota; Fungi; Glomeromycota; Glomeromycetes; Paraglomerales; Paraglomeraceae. The record is from the annotation of a GenBank genome assembly.